AAACUUCAAGAAGUAAGAACACCAGAAGAAAUCGAGGAAAAAUGACCGAUGUGAACAUUAGCCUGGAGUGUGCCGAGUGCCACCAUAGUCGCGGAGUCCUCUACUACGCCAAUCCCUUGGCCUGGGGUCGUCCAUGCCGCCGCUGCCGCAAGAUGAUGUCCCGGAGUGUGGUGGUGGUUCCCACCCAGGUUCAGGCUACACCUGCCCAGGUGGUGAUGCCUGCUCAAACUACUCAAACCACUACAACCACCACUACUUCGGUGCCCAUCAGGGUCACCACCUACUAAAGGACCUUGCUGUAUUUUGUUGUAGAAAAAUUAAAUAAAAAAAAAAUCAUUUAAGAAAUUGUUGAAUAAAAAAUGCAAAAAUAAUGAUAUAAAA
Drosophila kikkawai is the source of this 381-nucleotide messenger RNA. RefSeq lists its product as uncharacterized. The record is from RefSeq and is a predicted model, not a curated record. NCBI's taxonomy places the organism in Eukaryota, Metazoa, Arthropoda, Insecta, Diptera, Drosophilidae.